AUGUGUAGCUUUUUGAGAACUCUUGCUGUGUCAGUGGUCCGCCUGGCGAGUGAUACUCCUGGAAGCGGACUGCGUCUGCCCGCGACUGCUGGUCGACUGAACCAGUUGCGAGAGCAAUUAGGAGAAUUGGGACAUGUUCCUUAUGCUGGGUCGGGUCGUAGGUUUGAUGGGGUUAGACGGGAGAGGGCUUUUACUGCUACUCAAGCUUUGCCAGUGGUGUCCUCUCGCCUCAGUCUGCCUGAACAUGUGCAGAACUUCGAUCCGACGCCUUACCUUUCCCCAACUUUCCGCCAUGUUUACGAGAGUCCUGGAGAUUUUCUGAAAGCCGAAGAGGAGAUGCCGCCGCCCAUUCGGGUCCGAGGCACUGCGUCACGUCAGGAGUUGCUCAAAGUAUUUGAAAGGUGGGAUAAGUUGGGAAGGUUGUACAUAUGCCAUGAAAAAGAAGUGUCUCCCCUAGACAGGUGUGAAAUUUUCGCCGUUGCCAAGGAUGUUGAUCGGGAUAGGCAGAUUUUGCAUCGUAAGCGUCGAAACAUGCGGGAGAGACACUUGGUAGGGGCUUCAAAAGACCUGCCACAUGGGGUGCUCCUUUGUCAGCUUCCUCUUGAAGAUAAGUACGUGUGUGUUUGUUCGGUUGACGAUGUCAAGGACUUUUACCAUGCUUAUAGUGCGAGCACCGAACGGGCCAAGAGCUCCCCCGUAGGGCCGAGCUUUCGUGCUUCUGAAGUUGCCCACCUUGGGGCGUUUAAAGAUGCGAUCCGAGAGGGCCGCCUGCAUGUAAUGUCGAGAGUCGCUUGCUGUUUCCGGGGCCUAGGAAUGGGCGACCAUGCUGCGGUCGACAUCGCACAAGAAUCUCAUACCAACUUACUUAAAGCCUAUGGUGGUUUGGUUGAAGGUGAGGUGUUGCGGUAUAGAAACCCUUUGCCGGACCCCCCUAGCAAGUUCUACGAGGGAAUCAUGAUCGACGACCACCUAGGCAUUCAGCUGUUGGAACGAAGAAGCUCGUUGCGGGCAACUUUGGACCAGGCGGGCAGGGACGAGGAAGCUUUUGCGUCCGCGGAGCAGGCGUACGCAGAGGCCAACCUGGAAUCGCAUCCCAAGAAGAGGCAAAGAAGGGUGCUCAACGCGAAGGUGUGGGGCAUUGAAAUUGAGGGGCUCCGCGGCUUGGUGGGGCCCGUUCGAAGUAGACUACUGGCAUUGGCAACGCUGACAGCCAGAGCAGCGGCGCCGGGGCCGGUGGACCAGCAAGUCCUGGAGGGACUUUGCGGGCUAUGGAGCUUCAGUGCUCAGUUCCGUAGGCCUAUGUUUAGCUUCAUGUAUGCGAUGUACCAUCAGCAAGGGCCGGGGCGAGCCGAUGAGCCGUUCCGUUUGACACGUGAGGCCCGACAUGAAUUAAGUCUUUUGGCCUGCUUGGCCCCCCUGUGCUUGACGGAUCUAAGAGCUAUUCCCGAUGAUUUUCUGUACUGCGUUGAUGCUUCGCCUUCUGGGGCUGGGGUUUGUAGGACUAAAGUGGGCCGGGUUGCUUCUAGAGAGUUUUGGCGUAGAGGGGACAAGUUGGGGUACAGGAUGCCACUGCUUUCCAAGCUUUCAGCGUCUCUCAUAGGGAGUGGCUGGGGCGAGGAGGCCGUGGAAUCAAUGUUGCAUGCGUCUGAGCCAGAAAGCUGGGACCCUGAAGAGGAUGGAGAGACUCCUCACUCUGCUGUGACCGCUCUAGUUGAGGGGUUUCUACGGAGGGCGCUUCGUGGAGGUGGUAGUCACUUCCCUGUGCCAACUCCGCUUGCAGAUGCCCCGUUUGACUUCCUGGAGGUUCCUUUGGUGGGCCCCGCCGCGUACCACGUUCUCGUUAGCCCGCGCCCCCAAGUUGAGGCGGGCCAAGGAUUUGUGGGUGAGCAACGGGCUUUCGGGGUUAUGCGACUCCUGGAACCUUGGACGUUCCUUUUGAGUAGAGGUGCCAUCACAAAAGCAGACAUGAUACCCGCAACGGCCGAUUCCAAGGCCUUUGAGGAGUUAGGUUGGGUAGGAGAAGACUUCGAUGAGGCCCCGUAUGUGCUUGCUAAGAACUUGUACAUUGCCGGCUUACACUUGCCCACUUGGUCCAUUCGCGCGAUCCGAUUGGACUUACUGCAGCGAUUGGAGACGUGGCUGCUUACCAAAGGCCCGGGGGAGACGUUGGAGGACAUGGCUCGGCACCACAUCGCUGUUUUGUCAGAGUGGCUCGAGGAGUAUAUGAUCGACUUGUUCGUGAACAAGCACAGCAGGCGGGAUGCUGCGGAGACCUUGAACGCAGUGGGCCAAAAGUAUGGCUGGCUGAAAUCCUCGCUUGCCAGUGCUUGGAGUCUGGUUCGCACAUGGGAGGGCUUGGAGCCAUCAGAACACCAUCCGCCUCUUCCCGUACAAGUGCUACGUGCUCUUGCAACUACUGCGUUGGCUUGGAGCUGGCCCAGAGUUGCGGUCCUCUUGGUGCUUGGCUUUUUUGGUUUGUUGAGACCAUCCGAAGCCAUUGGGCUGCGACGUCAGGACGUAUCGCUCCCCUCCGACCACUUCGAAAGGGAUGUGCUGUUCAUUCGGGUGGGUUCUCCGAAGACUCGUCACCGGGGCGCUCGCAGUCAGCACGUUCGAGUGGACGAGCCGGGAGUGGCAGCCUGGGUGGACUCGCUGGUGGGUCAGAUGCCGCUGUGGAGGCGGCUCUGGUCAGGUUCCUGGGCGGCAUUCAGGCGACGCUUUGAGCUGCUGCAGCUGGAGGUGCUGGGAGCACGUUUCUUUUUGCCGUCUUCUUUGAGACCUGGGGGUGCCACCUUCCUCUUUCGAUUGUGGGACGAGAAUCUCACGAGAGUACAAUGGCGAGGGCGCUGGCGGUCAUUUCGCAUGUUGGAAAUCUUUGUGCAGGAAUUGGGCGCAGACCAGGGCAAGUGGUGUGAAAAACUCUCCGGGCGAACGGUGCUUGCAGAGCUGGCAGAGGACCAGGGCAAGUGGUGUGAAAAACUCUCCGGGCGAACGGUGCUUGCAGAGCUGGCAGAGGCUCGCGGUUGA
Messenger RNA from Symbiodinium natans, 3027 nucleotides. The record is from the annotation of a GenBank genome assembly. Lineage: Eukaryota; Dinophyceae; Suessiales; Symbiodiniaceae.